AGUGAUGCCGGGCAUGGUACUGUUUCGGCGACGCUGGUCAGUCGGCAGUGAUGACCUGGUGUUACCAGCUUUCUUCCUGUUCAUACUACACUGCAUAUGGCUCGUGGUUCUGUCCAUGGUUCUCUUUGGGCUGCCAUACAGUUCAGAGCAAUCAUGCUCAGUCACGCUGGUGGAUCACGGUCGCGGUUACCUGGGCAUCCUGGUCAGCUGUCUGAUCUGCGAGAGUGCCAUCAUGUGGCUGAGCAUGAGAGGCAGCAUCCUGUAUACACAACCCAGAGAGGCUGUGCAGUACGUGCUCUAUAUACGGCUGGCCAUCCUGCUAGUGGAGCUGGUGUACGCGGUGGUGGGCAUCGCCUGGUUGGUGCAGUAUUACCAUCCCUGCUCCGACAUCACUGCCAAGAACCUCGCCCUGG
Messenger RNA from Sinocyclocheilus grahami, 413 nucleotides. Its product is annotated as sn1-specific diacylglycerol lipase alpha-like. Gene Ontology annotation, cellular component: dendrite membrane; cytoplasm; postsynaptic membrane. The transcript is spliced from 3 exons. Gene Ontology annotation, molecular function: lipoprotein lipase activity. Gene Ontology annotation, biological process: arachidonate metabolic process; diacylglycerol catabolic process; retrograde trans-synaptic signaling by endocannabinoid. The record is from RefSeq and is a predicted model, not a curated record. Lineage: Eukaryota; Metazoa; Chordata; Actinopteri; Cypriniformes; Cyprinidae. The annotation marks the transcript as partial.